This is a messenger RNA of Anopheles stephensi (Asian malaria mosquito), 1435 nucleotides long. Its product is annotated as decaprenyl-diphosphate synthase subunit 1-like. The transcript is spliced from 2 exons. Gene Ontology annotation, cellular component: transferase complex; mitochondrion. Gene Ontology annotation, biological process: isoprenoid biosynthetic process; ubiquinone biosynthetic process. The record is from RefSeq and is a predicted model, not a curated record. Gene Ontology annotation, molecular function: prenyltransferase activity. The coding region runs from base 144 to 1400 and encodes 418 amino acids. Lineage: Eukaryota; Metazoa; Arthropoda; Insecta; Diptera; Culicidae.
CUGAGGAUUACCGCCCGCACUGGGCGGUAGAGCCAUCUUCAGCCGCCGGUAGUACAGCAGCAGAAAUCGGGCCCGUUGCGUUUGCGGUGUUUCCAUCUCGAUGACCCGGUCUGCCAGAUACAGGCAGGUAGAGAGGUGACUUCAUGAUGGCUAUGUUAACGGCUGGAAAACGAACGAUUCUGCUACUGUCCAGAUGCUCAAAAUCGUUUUUGACUGCCAUUGAAGAAUCUAGAGCAAAGGCGUUCAAUCACUAUGGAACGAUAGGCAUCACAUGUAAUUUCAACCAAUCUGUGAAGCUCAUAUCGGAUAGCUCAAUCGUCAAGCAAUUGCUUAAGAGGAAUGAUAAACGCAGAUCGAACGCAAUCCCAAUAUCUUGUUUUCACACUCAGCUCGAGAUUAACAAGAACCGGGAGCACAACAUCGAUCCAUACAAACUGUUGGAGGAUGAGCUGAAGUACAUCUACGUUGAUAUAAGGCAGGAAAUCAGUCGUGCAACCACUCAUCAAGAACUACACAAAAUGGCCUCAUACUACUUGGAUGGACAGGGCAAAGCAUUCCGCCCGAUGGUUACAAUACUGAUGGCGAAGGCACUAAACUGCCACACUCUAAAUGCAAACCAAAGUACAGCAACUGCUCAGCGACAGAUCGCGAUGGUUGCGGAAAUGAUUCACACCGCCAGCCUAGUGCACGAUGACGUCAUCGACCAGUCAUUUGCUAGACGGGGCAAACCGAGUGUCAACGUACUGUGGAACCACAAACAGCUGGCACAGGCCGGUGACUACAUUCUUGCCGUUGCCUCGAUGCUGCUGGCCCGUCUAAAACACGACGAAGUAACGCUGAUCAUUAGCCAAGUGUUGACCGAUUUGGUGCAGGGCGAGUUCAUGCAGCUCGUCGCGACGGAGUCCGAAAACGAUCGCUUUGCACAUUAUUACACGAAAACGUACAGGAAGACAGCAUCCUUGAUAGCCAACAGUUUGAAGGCAGUUGGAGUAGUGUCGGGCGCAGACACUCGUAUGGUUCAGCUAAGCUAUCAAUAUGGACGUAAUAUUGGGCUUGCGUUUCAACUGUUGGAUGAUUUGCUGGAUUUUGUAUCAAGCUCGGAAGAGAUAGGCAAGCCGGUAGCGGUCGAUUUGAAGCUCGGUCUUGCCACUGCUCCGGUACUGUUCGCCAGCGAAGAGUUUCCCGAGCUCAACCCUAUGAUACGCCGUCACUUUCGUGGACCGGGUGACGUUGAGCGAGCCUACGAACUGGUACACCAGUCGCAAGGGCUUGAAGAGACGCGGUUCCUCGUCCGUAGACACUGCCACGAGGCCCAACGACUUGCAUCGCGGCUGGACGAUUCGCCCUACCAGAAGGGUCUCAUCGUGGUCACUGACUUGCUGCUCAACCGGAUGAAGUAGUUGCAGAUAGGAAAUCAAAUUAGUAACUAAGAAAG